AUGGGCUGCGGCUACUCGAAGCUGGAGCCCGACGAGGAGCGGGGAGACGGCCUCCCGCCGAGCCGGCUCCGCAGUGAGGAUCCGGGCGGCGCCACCCGCCGGCGAGCUCCCUCCGCCGCCCCCGCCACCUCCGGGAUCCUCGUCCCCCAGGAGGAGGAGGACGCGGAGUCCUUUACGGCGGAGGAGGAGAUCUCCCACGGCGCCGGCGUUUGUCCGCCUCCGGCGGAGUCCAGAAGGCCCCCCCGCUGUCCUCCUCCGAUGAUGAUGAGGAGCAGAGAAUCCGGCGGCGCCGGGUCGGAGGAGAAGGACGAGGGAGAAGGAGAGGAGGGAGGAGGGAAGAGGAGAUCAGUUGCAGAGGAGAGAGGGGAGAGGAAGAGGAAGGACUCCGCAGAGAGAGAGGAGGGGGAGGGGGUGAGUAGAUCCGCAUCCUUGCUCAGCCAUGAGGAUGGGGACCUCCCCGGAUCGCCGAGCUUCAGAUUCUACUUCACCGCCGUCCCCAUCCGCGACUCCGCCGACGACGAGGAAUAUCUCAUCCCCGGUAUGUCCCUCUGCAACUCCCUCAGUUAGAGAUCGAGAGAUCGAUAGAGAAAGAAGCAGUGAAGGUUCACCAUGGCUCUUCUGGUGGCGCCGCAGCAGAGAAGACGAGCAGGAAGGAGAUGCACAGCCGACUGGGGAGAAAGGACAGCACCGACUCUCGGGCCUCCGAGGUGCGGAUUCUCUUCCUACUCCUCCAUUGCUGAGCUCCUCCUCCUAGUUGCUGGAGAUUCUAGGGUUUGCCGUGCUGCAUCAGGAGGGUGAUGGGAGAGCUCCGAAGAGAUUCAGAGGUCGGGGGCUCAAGGUGUUGACGAAGGGGACGGGCUCCGUCUACGCUCUCUUCAAGGUCAGGUCCUCCUACGGCGGCGGCGGGGCCAACAACUCCUCCUCCCUGGUUCCCGAGAAGGUGGCGUAG
Molecule: messenger RNA, 949 nt
Organism: Spirodela intermedia
Lineage: Eukaryota; Viridiplantae; Streptophyta; Magnoliopsida; Alismatales; Araceae
Source: the annotation of a GenBank genome assembly